Molecule: messenger RNA, 6241 nt
Organism: Polyodon spathula (Mississippi paddlefish)
Lineage: Eukaryota; Metazoa; Chordata; Actinopteri; Acipenseriformes; Polyodontidae
Product: synaptotagmin-1-like
Exons: 11
Coding region: 418-1698 (426 amino acids)
Biological process (GO): regulation of calcium ion-dependent exocytosis; synaptic vesicle endocytosis; cellular response to calcium ion
Cellular component (GO): synaptic vesicle membrane; axon; dense core granule
Molecular function (GO): calcium ion binding; syntaxin binding; phosphatidylserine binding
Source: RefSeq, a predicted model, not a curated record
CGAAGAAGCUGCAUUGUGAUGAUGCUCUGUUAAACAGUCUAGUAUCUCACUCCCUCUUCUCAGCUCCAGAUGAAGCCAGUGUCUUUUAUUUAACAGGGGCUAACACAGCAGCGUAUUUGAAGCCUUCUGCAAACCAGACCGGAGAAGAAAAAAGCAGCAAGGCUUUCUUUGACAAGACACCUCAUUCUUUUUAAUGUUUCCAGAUGAGCCUUCCUUAAAAGACAACCAACACCCAGAAGGACAGCAUUUCCAGUGAAUUUCUAUUGAAAGGGAAAAGGAAGAGAGGAGGGGAUUUACAAGCCAAUUGCUCUGAAACACACAGGGUCUUUCCAGAACAAUAUCAAGUGUGAAGUUAUUGCAUUUUGUCUGAACGGGUGCUGUUGAAUAAAAGCGUCUGCCCGGCUGCUCUGCAUCAACAUGACUGAAAGUCGCAGGGAAGCACUGGUAGCACCAGAAGCGACCACCGCUGCCCAGGCCACUGUCGGCAAUGCCACAGAGUCCACCGGCCAAGGGGGAGCAGGCAAGGACGAUGCCUUUUCCAAGAUCAAGGGCAAGUUCAUGAACGAACUGAACAAAAUUCCAUUGCCGCAAUGGGCCUUAAUAGCCAUCGGCAUCGUAGCUGCCCUGCUGAUUGUAACCUGCUGCUUGUGUGUCUGUAAGAAGUGCUUGUUCAAGAAGAAGAGCAAGAAGAAAGGCAAAGAAAAGAGUGGGAAGAAUGCCAUGAACAUGAAAGAUGUCAAAGACGGAGGCAAAAAUGGAAGGGAUCAGGCUGUGAAGGAUGAUGAUGAUGAUGAUGAUGCAGAGACUGGGCUGACUGACGGAGAGAAGGAGAGUGAGCCCAAGGAGGCAGAGAAGCUGGGAAAACUACAAUACUCUUUAGAUUAUAAUUUCACAGAGAACCAGCUUAUUGUGGGGAUCAUUCAAGCAGCGGAGCUGCCUGCCUUGGAUAUGGGUGGCACAUCCGAUCCUUAUGUGAAAGUCUUCCUGCUGCCUGAUAAGAAGAAGAAAUUUGAGACCAAAGUUCACAGAAAGACCCUCAAUCCCACUUUCAACGAGCAGUUUACUUUCAAGGUGCCCUAUGCCGAACUGGGAGGCAAGACUCUUGUAAUGAAUGUAUAUGACUUUGACCGAUUCUCCAAGCAUGACAUCAUUGGGGAACUUAAAGUCCCAAUGAACACAGUGGACUUUGGCCAUGUGACUGAAGAAUGGAAGGACCUGCAGAGUGCUGAAAAAGAAGAGCAAGAGAAGCUGGGCGACAUUUGCUGCUCUCUCCGCUAUGUGCCUACUGCUGGUAAACUGACUGUUGUCAUCCUGGAAGCAAAGAACCUGAAGAAGAUGGACGUGGGUGGCUUAUCAGACCCUUACGUGAAAAUCCACCUGAUGCAGAACGGCAAGAGGCUCAAGAAAAAGAAGACAACGAUCAAGAAGAACACUCUGAACCCCUACUACAAUGAGUCGUUCAGCUUUGAAGUGCCGUUCGAGCAGAUCCAGAAAGUGCAAGUUGUGGUGACUGUUCUGGACUAUGACAAGAUCGGCAAAAACGAUGCGAUCGGCAAGAUCUUUGUGGGCUUCAACAGCAGUGGAACCGAGCUGCGACAUUGGUCAGACAUGCUGGCUAAUCCGAGGAGGCCCAUCGCACAGUGGCACGUUCUAAAGCCGGAGGAAGAAGUGGACGCGAUGCUUACCGUCAAGAAAUAAAGAAGAGAAACCUUUCAAUACCUACCCAUGUAGUGCUCUUUAGCCAGUAUAUGUAAAUACCUCAGUAAUAUGGGUCCAUUCACUUCCAUCUUUUGUGUUCUGUAACCACCAUCACCUUUUUUACAACAGUUAACGGUACUUUCUAUUUUCUUUUGAAUUUCCUUUCCACCUUUGCAGAUGUAGAGGCCCUUUUAAAAAAACACCCUCUUCUCACUUUACUGCAUCGUUUGUUUUGUUUUUCAGGCCACCCCCUUCUUUUAAGCAAUAUGAUCUGUGUAGAUAGAGCAUGACUGAAAUUAUUUAUUGUAUUACACAGUUGUAUAUACCAGUAUGCUAACAAAAUGAUUUCUAGUCUGUGUUUGUAUGUAGUUAAGCGUUUCCUAAUCUGUGUAUAUCUCGAUGUUUUUAAUAAGAUGUUCUAUUUUAAAUUAUGUAAAUGGACUGAGAUACAGGAAGCUGAUAUUAUAUAUUAUAGGAUUCCCAAUUCUAUCUUACUGCAUUCAAGUUAAAAUUCCAACCUGCAAGAAGACACUAGUGGAGGUGUACUCACAUUGUAAAGGACAGUGCCAGUCUGUAUGUUUACUUAUCAAACCAUCAAAAAAAAAGGCCAUUAACUAGUAUGGUUACACAAGAAAAAAAAGUAUGCUGCUGAAAAUGAUAUAAGCACAGGGUUUCUUAUGACUUUUUAUACUAUGUUUUUUUUCAAUUGAAGAUCUUUAAGUUUAGCUUCAUCGUUGUACCAAGACAUUCCAAAAAGCUAAAACGAUUGCCUUUUUUUUUGUUUGAGCAAGGUUUCACAUUGUGGACCGGUGAGUUACUUUUAAGUACAAUAGGUCAUCUGUUAAGACCAUGUUUUCUUUAAUGGUCUUUAUUUUUUAGAAGCAGAUCUUCUUGAACUUGUAAGCAUUACUUUGACCCCCUGAAUAUAACCCCCUCUGAAACGGAACGAUGUUCUAGCCAUUGUGUCCUUCAAGCUAGAUUAAUAGUAUUUUGCUAAUUGUCUACAACUGAUAGCCUUGAUGUUUGAUAUAGACUUAGUUGAGGGUUUAGAGUACGGUUUUCAAAGUGGGGAAAGGGGUUUUGACACUAGCUUUAAGAUCAAUAUUUUUAGAUAACCUUUUCAGUGUCUGGAGUAUUUUUUAGAAACUGCAUGAUUUUUUUAAUAAUGUUUUGCUAAUUAACUUGGGUUGGGGGGGGGGGUUGUUCUGCUAUACUCGGGGGUCUCUUUUUAUAGUGUCCCCUUACCUUCAAUCAAAAAAAAAUCAAAAAUCCAGCAGGAUAGUAUACACAUGUAGAAAAUGCUGAUGAGAGUUAAAACACUGCCAUUUUCAGGGAGGUAACAACAGUGUCCUUUUCUUCAAGUGCACUCUGUACAAGCCGCGCUUGUUGUUUUUUUCAGGCCCAAAAUGGUACCAGGAAUGUCAGCCGCCAUAUUGUUCUGCCUUCUCACGGUGGCAACAUUGUCAGCCAUGUUGUUUUACUGCCUCUUUCCUGUGGCUGCCGUGUUCAGCUAUGAGUUGUCUGCUGCAGGAGUUGGCACUAAGCUGACUUCAAACAGAAAAGGCUGCCAGGUUUUUCUGUUUGUUCAGAGAAACAAUGGCAUGGUCGCUCUGCAUAUUUAUGGAAGCAGUCAUGACUGCCAUUUUGGACUGGGUUUUAGUGGAAACAAAAAUGGCUGCCAUUUUGUAUUACCACACUACUGAAGCCAUGGUAGCUGGUAUGUUCUCUAGUGUUCUUCUAACACAAAGAGAUGAGAUUAAUAAAUAAAUAAAUACAUAAUCAAAAACCGUAAAAGUUAAUGGUCUCCUUCAUUAAUGAAACAAUUCAAAAUAAUUAUUGUGUCCUUUACUACGGGUUAACAAGAGGAAUACAAAGUGAAAAGUUCUAGUAAAUUAAAACAGAUUCCCUUAUCUUUGAGGAACCUCUUGUAUAUGCUAGAUGCUUGCUUCAGGAGGAGUUUCUAAAUGUUUUCAAUGUUAUUAUAUAGUAAAUGGCACUAUUAUAAAGCUAUUAGUCAUUCCAUGAGAGUCUCUAGGGACUGCUUUGUGUAUCACUGUGAGUGCCGUGCGUGCUUAGAAAUGUAGAUUCCUCAGUGGAUAGCGACCGAUUUGUUCUGUAGUGAUAUUGUAUUAAUGCUGCCAUUCCCUUCUACUGCACUGCUGAGAUCGUGCAUAGCACAAACAGUUCUAAUAACCCCGGACCAAUCAAGAACUGACGGGCUAUGCAUUGGAAACAGAGUUUUAAAAGAGAGCGGCUCAAAUCACACAGCAUUUUGUUGAGCACUGUGCAGUAUGAUGUCUGUUCUUCAUGGCUCAUAGUGUUACUAUAUGUGGGCUGUGUAGCCCCAGAGAGAAGAUUCUUAUUACUUAUUACGUUCAUUGUAAAGCAAUGGUUAGGACACAGCACACUGAGCUCCUAUUGAAAUAUGAGCUAAACACGUUUGUGAUGUGUUUGUUUUUACCCUAUUUUUUGCAUGCAGGUCCAACAACGAAAUAUUCAGGAAUUAAAAUGAAAAACAGACCAAAAUGUUACUAUUAUUAUUAUUAUUAUUAUUAUUAUUAUUAUUAUUAUUAUUAUUGUCAUCUUUUUUGUUGUACACCCGAAUGUACCCCUAGGUUUAGCUUAACAUAAUAUGUAUGUUAUUAUGGGACCAGAUACAGAUGGCAAUAAAUAUUGAUAAUUUAUUAAAUUAAAUAAAAAUUCAAAAUUUUGAGUAUCCCAUUAAGUCUUUUAGGGCCGAGAUAUAGUAUAUACUCUAUUAAUGUUAUGUGCAGUUUAAAGACAAACUCCCUUUUGUAAAUUCCACAUUUUGAAAUGAAAUACAUUGUUUUUAUUAUUCCUGUUGAUAUUUCUCAUGGUUUCCAAACAUUUUGUUUAAAUGUUUAGCAUUUGAAAACAAUAUAGUGGUAGUUCCAUGCUGUUUACCUUUGUUACGACUGAUUUCCGGAUCUUAUAUUGCGAAUAGGUUCGUUUGGUUAUCUAAAAAAAGCAUUUAGUACAACAGUAGCCCUGGAGCUAAGGGUCAGUCCAACAAAAUAAUCUGCAUUAAACAUAAAUUACAUAACAGCAACAACAACAAGAAUCUCCUUUUUCUAUAGCUCAUUUCAACACGGGGAUCCCGAAGCGCUUCACACACACACACACACAAAUUAAAACAUUACAUUAAAAACAGCCUCAUACAAAAUCUAAUAAAACACUAAUAAAAAAAGAGAUACAAAAUUUUGGUAAAAAAAAAAAUAAAGCUAGUUUGUAGAAAUAGAGCAAUUAAGUCUAAAAUUUAAUUUAUGAUGAAACAAAGACAUGCAUUAGUCUUUCAGCAUCAGAUACUGAAAUAAUAGGUCUAGCUCAAAUGAUAAAAGGAUACCUUAGAAACUCCUAAUACGAGUCUCGAAUCAUAGGUCAGGGUCAAAGGUGACCCCCACAUUUCACAGUUCUAGUUUUAGUUUUGCUGAGAGACUGUUAAAGUCUAUGUGUUGUUUACAAGGGAGUUAAUCUUUAAAUAAAAUAUGUUUUAUAUCCCUGGUUAUAAAUGAUAACCUAUACCCAGUUGUUUAAAUAUUUUAAAAGUCUAUUUAGUGUGUCAUUUAUGUAUUAUUUAUAAGAUUAACCUUGUACAAAUGGAUCCAAAGCUGAUAAAACGUAUCAUAGUGUGACGAGUAAGGGAUAUAUAACAACGUUUACAAAUUAUUUGUAUUGCAUUAAUAAAAGCGUAUACAUACCAGGUUAAUUAACAGUGAUAGGAAGCAUCGCAGUUUGCAAGAUCCGACUGCAAGGUUUCAAGUGUGCCUUGUAAAAAGCCAUUACCUGCAAUGAGAUGCAAUGCUUCCUUUACUGCCUCCAAAGCAUGCGCUAAACCCUACCAUUUCUGUUUAAAUAAAGUCCACUUUGAACUUGCUGUGUGACCAAGACAUUUCAUUCCUCAACAAAAUAAAGAAGCCACACUUACCUUUCUGACGAAGCUGUGUAAAGUAUUAGAAUCUGAUGCUGUAGAAAGAUCCUAGUUGCCUUUGUGUAUAGUAACUGCCUGCUUGAGUAUUUUGUGUGUGUGGAAAUUUUCUCUCUGUAAUCUCGUAGAAAUGUUGGGGUGUUCUUUCCUGCCAUAUUGCUCGUGAUGGUGUGAGCUGAUGGUUAUAUAGCUGUGUAUACCUUCAUUUUUGACGAGGUGUUUUACAAUUUUGUUUUCACUUUGUGUAGUGAUUCACACUGUGGAGUUUCCUGAUUGUUGUUAUAUAACUUAAUAUACACAAAUGUUCAAUAAAAAUGUUUUAUUUCCUGUUAAGCGUUUACAAGCCCUUUUAUUACUGGCUGUUCGAUUUGAUCUUGUGUAUGCUUUUAGACCUAAUGUGUAGGCUGCUACAGAAAAGAAGAAACGCUAUUAUUUGAAGGCAAUGAAUAAAUCUCAAAUGAGUGAUAACCAAUGUUUUAAAACCAUUUCUUUUUGUCCUCCUUUAAGGUGAUCUGAUUGCAUUUGUGUUAUACUUCACUAAGUGUUGUUUUCAAAGCUGUGUACAUCAUGUUAAGUAAAUGUCUGGAUUAAAAAAAA